This is a messenger RNA of Pestalotiopsis fici W106-1, 2331 nucleotides long. RefSeq lists its product as uncharacterized. The coding region runs from base 1 to 2331 and encodes 776 amino acids. The transcript is spliced from 2 exons. Gene Ontology annotation, molecular function: protein binding. Gene Ontology annotation, cellular component: cytoplasm. Lineage: Eukaryota; Fungi; Ascomycota; Sordariomycetes; Amphisphaeriales; Sporocadaceae. The record is from RefSeq and is a predicted model, not a curated record.
AUGACAGCCGUCGCGAGCCCGCCCACCCUAUCGCAGCACAACCGGCCGGCAUGGGGCAUGAAUGGUCAUCGUGGAGUUCAGAGUGUCGAUGCCAUGAAUUCCGACGAGUUGAACCGCAUGUUUAUGCCACGAAAGAGCUUACAGCGCAAUAACUCAUCUUCUUCUAUAUCAUCUAAUUCGUCAAAUACCUCAACGUCCACCGUUGUUGGUCCCAACGGACAGCCCGCUCAGCCAAACGGCACAGCAAAUGGCGCCCCUCUAUCCAUAGCUGGAGCUGGCGAUCUAGGCUCCUGGGUGCAACCUGCGCCGAGAAAACGUCUACAGCAAGCCAAAGGCCCGUGGCCACCAGCAAAGCCAGAGACACAGCCGGAUUUCGCUAGGAUGGCUGCAGGCCGACCACAGCUGAUGGGCAUGAACGGAGCGGGAUCUAUGCAGCCUUCGCCAAUUUUACAAUCUCAACAGCAAAUGUCGACACAACAGGGCAUCGCUCGGCCUCUCGGCGACCCGAUGCCCCAAGGCGGACAACCAGUGCUUUAUCUUUUGAGUCUCAACGGCACUUUUGAGCGCAAGACCAUAUCUGUUCCCUUUUCCCCUGACACCCUUAGAAUCGGUCGUCAGACAAACGCGAAGACAGUCCCUACUCCUACCAACGGUUUCUUUGACUCGAAAGUUCUUUCGCGACAACAUGCCGAAAUAUGGGCUGAUCGACAGGGCAAGAUAUGGAUACGCGAUGUCAAGUCAUCAAAUGGCACGUUUGUCAACGGCACGCGCCUAUCCCAAGAGAACCGCGAGUCCGAGCCACACGAGUUACAGACUGGUGAUCAUUUGGAGUUGGGUAUUGAUAUUGUUAGCGAGGACCAAAAAACCGUUGUACAUCACAAAGUUGCAGCCAAGGUCGAACAUGCCGGCUUUUUGAAUACUGCCAGCAAUCUCCUCGACAUGAAUUUUGGGGAUCUUGAUCCGUCAAAUGCCAUGAUGAUGCAGCACGGUGGCGGCAUGCCAUUUCGAGGUCGCACGGGAAGCCAGGCGUCGCUCGCGAGCAAUGGUCGCGUGAUGCCCAACAACGGAAUGAUGGGUGCUCAGGUCAAUGGUAUACCACAACAACGAGCCGGGGGCUUCUUCUUUUCUCCUAUCAGCACCGAGCAGAUUGUAAAGAGACUGCAGAAUGAAAUGCGGACAGCACGAAUCCAAUCUUCAGAUCUUGACCGGACUGGUCAUUUCAUCAGUGCAUUACUAUCGAAAGACGAUAUCAAAGAUAUGGAAAAGCCAGAUGGUGCCGAACUCAAACAUCAAGCAGUGAAUGGAAACGCCGUACAGUUUAUGCGAGCCGACAACAAAGCAAGGUUCUCCGAUCCCCCGGCACCACCCCCUCAACAACCGCUUCCCGAAAAGCCAGAUGUCCCAUCAUUGAAGCGCGGUAUCACUGAGCGUCCCAAAACGAGCGUCUCAAGCGCCAACGUAUCACCGAUUCGCCAGGAUGGCAACGUGAGCCAGAUUCUACAAUUAACCGAGGCCCUUAACAGUGCAAAGAAAGAGCUGGAAACGCAAAAUACCAGGAUGCGGGAUCUAGAGGACAUGCUCCACAAGGAACGACACGCCCGUGAGCUGGCAGAAGAGCUGGCCCGAAGAUUGGAAGAUGCCGCAGCCGCGAAUGUCAACGGGACUUCUCACAAUUUGGAACAGGGAGUGGCGGAGCCGACGCUUAUACUGGAUGAAGCCUUCGACCCUCCAGUGGAAAAUGUUUCGUCUCCUGUGGCUGAUACACCGACCGGUACCGUUCCCGAAACAUUGCCAGCAGGCCCAGAAGUUGAGAACAUUGAAGCAUCUGCCACGCAACUACACAAGCAGCUCGAGUCCAUGGUGCUUGAGAUGAAGGACUUGAGGCAACAGCUCGAAAUCUACAAGACGCGUGCUGAGUCCGCCGAGGCAGAGCGGGACACUGAUCGAAAGACUCUUGCCGAGUUGGCUUUGCAAAUCAGAAAAGACAACGAGAUUAGAGAGGAAGCUGCUCGCUGGCGGUCGUUGUCCUCCGAAAAAGAAGGAGCCGACAACGCGACAUCAGCAGACAAAGCAGCCAUGGUUCAUGUACCAUCCAUGAAAUCCGGCACAACGGCCGGCCAGUCCACCACAGAAGAGGAAAAGGACGGAUUCACAUUAUCGCGGUCCGACACCAUCAGGCCAUUUCCUACCCAAGGCGGUCAACUCGCUCAUAAUCAGGUACUGGCAAACAGUGUGCCAUAUGCCUCCAUGCUCGGCGUUGUCCUCCUGGGCAUGGGCUUAAUGGCAUAUAUCAAUGGCUGGCAGCCACAGCCUCCACGACUCGACCGGUAG